UACACUCAGCAUGUCUUGUUCAAACAAGCCAGCUUUCUAUCACCUCAGAUAGGGAAGGGUAGCAGAAGGGCAGAAAACUGGCGACUGGCAUUCAUGUGUUGAAACAUUUCUGCAGCCAUUUUUCCUUCCUGAAGCCUGAGGAUCUGAGAGGCAGACUGCGGUGAGAGCCAGUAUCGUCUUACAUCCUGCAGGAGUGUGUGAGUGCUGGAGACACGGCAGUAAACCGAGGGGAGGCAACACUGGAUGGACAGAAUAUGGGGUCAGAUGAGGCUUACAACUUUGUCUUUAAGGUGGUUCUAAUAGGAGAAUCUGGUGUAGGAAAGAGCAAUCUGCUGUCCCGCUUCACCAAAAACGAGUUCAACCAUGACAGCCGAACAACCAUCGGGGUGGAGUUCAGCACGCGCACCGUCCAGCUCAGCGGCAUCACCAUCAAGGCCCAGAUCUGGGACACGGCCGGGCUGGAGCGAUACCGUGCCAUCACUUCUGCGUAUUACAGAGGAGCUGUUGGAGCCCUGCUGGUCUACGACAUCACCAAACACCUCACCUAUGAGAGCGUGGAGCGCUGGCUAAAGGAGCUGUACGACCACGCUGACCCCCACAUUGUGGUCAUGCUGGUGGGCAACAAGACUGACCUGGAUUCAGAGAGAUCUGUGCCCAUCGACGAGGCUAAAGACUAUGCCGAAAAGAAUGGUCUUUUGUAUCUGGAGACGUCUGCAUUGGAGUCAACUAACGUGGAGGCAGCAUUCAACAAUGUCCUACAAGAGAUUCACAGGAAGGUGAGCAGUAAGGAAGUGGUCCGGGGCUCCAUCAGUGCUGUGUCCUUGAACAGCUCCGUAAAAGAAAACACAGAGGACAAGAAGCCCUGCUGCAGGAACAUCUGACCACAAUGUCCUCCAGGAGCCAAGGGGCCUCAGGGCGGGUGACCUUCAGCCACAAACCUGUACAAAAUCUCAGGGAAACGGCAUCUGCGGGUGCCUAAAUGAAUGGUCCUGGCUUAAGAGAUGGUGCUUUGAGAUGACUGAUUUACAUGUUUUACAGGCUGUAUGAUGAAUUCAAAAGAUGAUUGUGAAUGACAGUAUAUGGAGACCAACAUCAAUCCUUGAAGAGUCUCUGCUGACUAUUGAACAAAGUUCAAAAGUAAAACACUUAACCAUGUUACCUGCAAGAUUAUAUUUGUAUAUAAUCCAUGCACAGAAUUGGAGAAACCCAAAUACAUAAUGGUAUUUGUAAAUGUUAAUGACUCAUGACUGUUUUAUGUUUAUUGGUUGGUGACACUAUUAGUCUUGGGACGGCGUUAUCUCUGUGCCUUUGGUAAAGAAUGGUCCAGUGUACUUUCUGCUAAGGUAAAUAAGACAGGAAGCGUUGAAGCACCUUUACUUAACAUUUAGGAAAUUCGACCAGCUCUUAUCACUGCUGCCAUUUCCAGGUCAUUUCAAUCCGUCAGGAACCUUCACAAGCAAAAAAAAGGCUUGCUGUCACUGCUGUGUGUGUGCUUGAGCUUAUGAUUAAGGAUGAGAAUGUUGAGAAAUAAAUAAUUUAUAAAGACA
Molecule: messenger RNA, 1547 nt
Organism: Gymnodraco acuticeps
Lineage: Eukaryota; Metazoa; Chordata; Actinopteri; Perciformes; Bathydraconidae
Gene: rab25b
Product: RAB25, member RAS oncogene family b
Exons: 5
Coding region: 255-881 (208 amino acids)
Biological process (GO): exocytosis
Cellular component (GO): recycling endosome
Molecular function (GO): GTP binding; GTPase activity
Source: RefSeq, a predicted model, not a curated record